CGCAAUAAAGUUCACACGCGCACUGCUUCCCCGAUAGCGGGCUGGGCUGGGCAGGAGUGGGAGGGGACGCCCUUCCUGUUUUCAUCACUGCUUUCCUUGCACUUAAUCUCCUACGGGCCGGCCCGAGGGUCGAAAGGCUAACCAUGUGGCCAGUCUUGCGGAUCGCCGCGUAUUCGAAUGUGCUACUCCUGAGGAUGUCUGCGGUCGCCCAGAUGCCGGCGCUGGAAGACGUCCUCCCGAAAGGUGAAUCUCAACUCGGUCGCUGGUGUCGUACAGACUCCAACUGCUUGGCGGAGAACUCGGGCUGUCUGGCCGAGAUAUGCGCCUGCAAGAUCGGUUUUGUUCUCUACGAGGACCGAUGCAUUCCAGAACCUCGCAACAGGGGCUUCUCUAAGGUGUACCUCAUGAGCAUCGGCUGCCUGCUGUCCAUACUCAUCUUCUCCAUGUCUCUGUGCUUCCUCUACUGGAAACGGAAGCUCGACGAUCGGCGAAACCUAGAGAUGGAGGACAACGGCUCGGUGGCUGGCAUCGCGCCUCCUCUGUGGCCGGACGAGUGCUCGAGCGACAAGCCGCCCUCCUACGAAGUCGCCGUCAGUAGAUCGGGCUUCCGCUUCAAGCUCGAAGCGCCGACACCCAGUUCGUGGCACGCGCUGCCCUCGUCUGACGACCAGGCACGUUAUUACGCAUAGCGUCGUUGCGACGAUGUCGUGCCCACUGAACACCCAAUCGCGGUGAACCCGCACUUGGUACCAGUUGGGUCCAUAUAAUGUAAAUUCAACUGCUUUCCGGCUUCGUGCAUGGUAUCAAAGGAUACCAGCCAGCUCCAGUUUAAAUAUUUUCACCUGAAUGACGUCCUUUUGCAAUCGCCGUUCUGGAGUGUGUUGCUAUAGCACGCUUAACAGUUGCGCCUCCGUCCAAUAUGCGCUUACAAGAACUCUUGUCCGUACUUUCACGCGUGUCCAAUAUAUUCUUGAGCGCCAAAUAAAUAUUGAGGUCUGAAUCCCGUUAACCUUAGUAGCACCUGCAGUGUUUGCCUCACAAAAAAAAAAAAAUUAAAAGAGAGAGAGAGAUUGAAGAAAACAUUUCGGUUUAUGACUGAACAAAUUCUAUAGCGCUCACGGACGAGAAAACAGGAGAAGUCGCGCAAGACACGCGAGGAAUGGGCAUUGUGUGUCCUAAGCACUUUAUAUAUAGA
Molecule: messenger RNA, 1195 nt
Organism: Dermacentor andersoni
Lineage: Eukaryota; Metazoa; Arthropoda; Arachnida; Ixodida; Ixodidae
Source: RefSeq, a predicted model, not a curated record